Messenger RNA from Penicillium taxi, 879 nucleotides. Its product is annotated as putative esterase/lipase. The record is from RefSeq and is a predicted model, not a curated record. Bases 1 to 879 code for a protein of 292 amino acids. NCBI's taxonomy places the organism in Eukaryota, Fungi, Ascomycota, Eurotiomycetes, Eurotiales, Aspergillaceae. The transcript has a single exon. Gene Ontology annotation, molecular function: hydrolase activity.
AUGGAAUUCCUACAAUAUAUCCGACAAAAAGGCCUCGUCACCAUAAUCCGAUAUCUCUCUUCACCAGGCCCAACAGCAACCCCAGACGAGCGAAUAAGCAUUCCCUCUCGAGAUGCAGAGAGGAUAAUAACAGUCCACAUCUACCGCUCAAAGUCCUCUAAGCCGACCCCAGUCUUAGUAAACUUCCACGGGAGCGGAUUCGUCCUCCCAUUACACGGCAGCGACGACUUCUUUGCACGCUACAUCUCAACCGAAACUGACUACACCGUAAUCGACUGCGCGUACCGGCUCGCACCAGAAAAUCCCCAUCCAGCAGCAAUCAACGAUGUGGAAGACAUAAUCAAAUGGGUCGUUUCUCAGCCGACAGAAUUCGAUAUCUCGAAAAUCUCCAUAUCAGGCUUUAGCGCCGGCGCAAAUCUAGCGCUGGUAACUAGCUCGGUCGUCUUUAAACAGGGGACUUUCCAUAGUGUUAUUGCGUUCUAUCCUCCUACGGAUCUCGCCACUGAUCCUGCGACAAAGGUUGCGCCAGAUACGUCUGGGAAGCCUAUUCCUAGUUGGAUGGCUAAUUUUUUUGAUGAUGCUUAUAUGCCGGCUGGGCUUGACAGGAAGGAUCCCACUGUUUCGCCGUUUUAUGCUGCUGGUGAAUGGUUUCCGGAUAGAAUGCUCUUUAUCACUUGUGCACGCGAUAAUCUCUGUCAUGAAGCUGAAGCUCUUGCGCAAAAAAUCAAGGCUGUCCCUGGCAAGGAUGUCGUCUGUAUGAGAAUGGAUGGUUGUGAUCAUGGGUGGGAUAAACAUUGUAAACCUGACUCAAGGGAGGAAGAGGCUAGAGAUAAGGCUUAUAGCUUGGCUAAGCAGAUAUUACAAGGUGGCAUCAAUUGA